CAGUUAUUAUUGUCAUUAGUGUCACUCUCACGCAACGCAAGCACGUACGUAGUCAACUAGAAAACAGCUGAACGAUAGUAUCGCAAUUUUUUUAUAUUAAUAUUCAAAAUGUUGGAUCUAUUCAGUAUCUUUAGUAAGGGAGGAAUCGUGUUAUGGUGUUUUCAGAGUACAAGUGAAAUUUUUACUCCGUCGGUGAACGCAUUAAUUCGCAGUGUGAUAUUACAAGAACGUUCUGGCAACAAUACGUUCGGGCACGCUGCGCUUACGUUGCAGUACAAGCUGGACAAUGAGUUCGAGCUGGUGUUCGUUGUGGCGUACCAGCGUAUUCUGCAGCUGGCGUACGUGGACAAGCUGCUGAGUGACGUGCAGCGGGAAUUCCGCGAUAAGUACAAGAAUGAGCUGGCGGCAGGCGACAGCGCGGGCGGCGCCGCCAACUUGGACUUCACCGCCACGUUCCACCGGCUGCUCAAGGAGUGCGAGCACUGGGCUAAGACACAAGCAAAAAUUCCGAAACAAAUGAGAUCAUUUGAAGACUCAUUGAAAUCUAAGAAGACCGUUGCUUCUAUGAUUGAGAGAAAAGGAGAGGACAAGGGGAAAAAAUCAGUGAAGAUAGUGGAGACAGCGGCGGCGUGCAACGGGCGUGCCGCGGAGGCGGGGGCGGGGGCGGGGGGCGCCGCCGACGACGAUGACGUGAUCGCCGCCAGCCGCGCACGGCUCGCCAGCAAGCUUGCCGCCCGCGGCAAGAAGGAGCCCAAGGCGGCGAAGUCCCCGAAGUCCCCGGCGGCGGCGGAGCGCAAGCAGCCGCGCGUGUGGGCGCUGGGCGGCGCGCCGCGCGACGCGGCCGGCCUGGACUACGGCGCGCCCGGGGACGACGCGGAGGCCGGCGCCGCCCGCGGGGACCUGCAGUUGGUGGGCCAGAUGGCGGGCGACAUCCGCGAGCUGGAGGUGGAGGACGAGGCCGAGGCCGAGGCGGGGGCGGCCGCCGGCGGGGUCUUCUCAUACUUCAAGGGGCUGGUGGGGUCGCGCGGGCUGACGCAGGCGGACAUGGCGCCGGCGCUGGAGCGGCUGCGGGACCACCUCAUCUCCAAGAACGUGGCCGCCGACAUCGCCAACAAGCUCUGCGACUCCGUGGCCGCCAGCCUCGACGGGAAGGUGCUGGGCACGUUCGAGUCGGUGUGGUCGUCGGUGCGGGCGGCGCUGACGGCGGCGCUGCUGCAGAUCCUGCGGCCGCGGCGCCGCCUCGACGUGCUGCGGGACGCGCUGCAUGCGCGCCAGCAGCGGCGGCCCUACGUCAUCACCUUCUGCGGGGUGAACGGCGUGGGCAAGUCGACGAACCUGGCCAAGAUCUGCUUCUGGCUGGUGGAGAACGGGCUGUCGGUGCUGGUGGCCGCGUGCGACACGUUCCGCGCCGGCGCCGUGGAGCAGCUGCGCACGCACGUGCGGCGCCUCAACGCGCUGCACCCGCCCGCCGGCCCCGCCGGCGCGGCCCGGGUCGCGCUCUACGAGAAGGGAUACGGUAAGGACGCGGCGUCCAUCGCGGCGGAGGCCAUCCGCGCGGCCGCGGCGGCCGGCACCGACGUGGUGCUGGUGGACACGGCCGGCCGCAUGCAGGACAACGAGCCGCUCAUGAGGGCGCUCGCCAAGCUCAUCACCGUGAACCAGCCGGACCUGGUGCUGUUCGUGGGCGAGGCGCUGGUGGGCAACGAGGCCGUGGACCAGCUGGUCCGCUUCAACCAGGCGCUGGCGGACCACGGCGGCGCCAAUCCGCGCUGCAUCGACGGCAUCGUGCUUACCAAGUUCGACACCAUCGACGACAAGGUGGGCGCGGCCAUCUCCAUGACGUACCUGACGGGGCAGCCCAUCGUGUUCGUGGGCACGGGGCAGACGUACCGCGACCUCAAGGCGCUCAACGCCCGCGCCGUCGUCAACGCGCUCAUGAAGUAGGCGCCCGCGUGUACUCGCAAGGUCUCGAAAAAACCACGUAUAGUCCGCGGCGGCCGGUGAUGAUUACAAAAUUAUAUUUACACAAAAUAUCCCCAAACGAUAAGUUGUUCCAAUUUUAUUUUAAUAUUUGUAAAAAGUUUUGCUGUUAGUGAUAGAUGAAAUGUAUUGCAAGUUGUUAGGCACUUGUCCCACCGUCGGCGAGGAAGCGAUUAGCUAUCGACAUUUACUCGCUCCAAAAACGAACUAAAGAUGCAGAACUUUAGUUCGUUUCUCUCUUCACUAGUGUCGCAGCGACGUGAGCUGUCAAAUACGAACCUCGCUCGGCGCCCAUAAAGUGGUAGUUUUAUUGCUGUGCGGGGCCCUCGCGAGCGAGUGGUGCGAGUAACCGCCCGUCGCAAUGGAACACUCGCCCAGAGCCAACAUCACAACUACACACUUGGCUCUCUUAUUCUUUAUUUUAAAUACAUAAUCGCUUCUCGUAGUGGGUGGGUCAAUUGCCUUACAUACCUAAUAGUGAUUAUUAUUGUUACAAUUGGGUUCUGGAAGUGACCUUCACGUACGCGAUGUCCCGUGCUUCGGCGACGCAACGUUUAUACCUAUAACUGUUUAUAUUGGUAACGGAUAAUUAUGGAAUUGUUUAAAUAUAACAUUUUUAUUACAA
Molecule: messenger RNA, 2605 nt
Organism: Pectinophora gossypiella (pink bollworm)
Lineage: Eukaryota; Metazoa; Arthropoda; Insecta; Lepidoptera; Gelechiidae
Gene: SrpRalpha
Product: signal recognition particle receptor subunit alpha
Exons: 12
Coding region: 109-1944 (611 amino acids)
Biological process (GO): SRP-dependent cotranslational protein targeting to membrane
Cellular component (GO): signal recognition particle receptor complex; endoplasmic reticulum membrane
Molecular function (GO): GTP binding; ATP hydrolysis activity; signal recognition particle binding
Source: RefSeq, a predicted model, not a curated record